Molecule: messenger RNA, 1599 nt
Organism: Xenopus laevis (African clawed frog)
Lineage: Eukaryota; Metazoa; Chordata; Amphibia; Anura; Pipidae
Gene: p2ry10.L
Product: P2Y receptor family member 10 L homeolog
Biological process (GO): signal transduction; phospholipase C-activating G protein-coupled receptor signaling pathway; G protein-coupled receptor signaling pathway
Cellular component (GO): membrane; plasma membrane
Molecular function (GO): G protein-coupled receptor activity
Source: RefSeq, marked provisional
UGCAGCUUGGAAGCUAUAUUAUUGUGCACAGCCUGUGUAUGAAAAGCAACAGCAAUAGGUGCCGUGUUACAAUAAAAAAGAAACAAGUGGGCGUGUCCCUGUCCUCAGCUGCUCUGGCUCUGCUAUUUUUCCUGCUCAGCAACUUGUGGGCAUGUCUUUGCACUGCUGCAGUCCUGCUACCUGAUCCAGACAAACAGUCACUCUCCCAGAGAUCAAGACUUUUUUAUCAAGACCAGCUAAAAAAGGAAGAGAAAAAUGCAGAAUAUCAACAGUACAAACUGCAACCAUUCUUCUGACUUCCAAUAUUCCCUGUAUUCCACAACUUUCAUCAUCAUCUUCGUACUUGGUCUGCUAACCAACAGCAUUGCAUUAUGGGUUUUAUGCAGCUAUAAAAACAAGAAGAACAAGGCAAUCAUUUUUAUGAUAAAUUUGGCAUUUGCUGACCUUGCGCAUGUCCUAUCAUUGCCUCUACGUAUUCAUUACUAUAUUUACUACACAUGGCCGUUCGGACGCUUCAUGUGCUUACUGUGUUUCUAUCUGAAAUAUCUCAAUAUGUAUGCAAGCAUUUUCUUUCUAACUGCCAUCAGUGUCCAGCGUUAUUUCUUCACAACAAAUCCUUUUAAAGCCAAAGACUGGAAACGUCGUUAUGAUGUUGCUAUCAGUGCAGUUAUAUGGAUAAUUGUUGGGGGUGCAUGCCUUCCCUUUCCACUGCUAAGAAAUUCUGGAUCAAGCAACAAUAAUAACACCUGCUUUGCUGAUCUUGGACUCAUAAAGCCAAAAGUGGGGCCCGCAAUGGCCAUGCUAACUGUUGCAGAGAUGGCUGGGUUCAUUAUACCAAUGACAGUCAUUAUCUACUGUACGUUGAAAACUAAAACACAGCUUAAAAGUGAAGACCAGCAGUGUCAUAAUAUCACUGAAAAGCACAAGGCCCUCAGAAUGGUUACAACAUGUGCUGUUGUAUUUUUUAUCUGCUUUGCACCAUACCAUAUCAACUUCUUCUUUUAUAUUAUGCUCCAAUUUAAAAUCAUAGAACAUUGUGGAAUGUAUAAAUUCAUUAUGACUUUACACCCUUAUACUCUCUGCCUUGCUAGUAUUAAUUGUUGUUUAGACCCAAUCCUGUACUUUUUUACUGCAAAAGAGUUUCAGAAUGAGGUUGCGAAGCAUGGAUCAACAGUGAUGCGUGGGCGCCUUAUGAGUCGAGAGAGUAGUUCAUUUGUAAAGGAAUGAGAAAAAAAACCUGCAAUUGCUCUUUGCUUGGAGAAGUGUCUGGAAUAGUAUAAACACUUCUAAUCCAAUUGGAAUAUGUGGCGAAACAAAUUGAGGAUUUGACAACAGUAGCUGUAUAAAUAAAUAUUUAAAUUGUAAAAUUAAUACAAACGUACUGUGAGCCAUUAAGUUCCUGGGGAAAAACAAGAUAAAAAAUGGCAACUAUGGCAUAGAAGGAGUCUGCACCAUAGCAGCUAAAAGCGUAUAAAUAAUAAAUAUUAUUUUUUAUUAUUAUAUAUUAUAAUAUGUAUUUAUGUUAAAAAGACAAAAGUGAGUUCAGUGUCCUUUUUUUUGGCAAAACUCAUGUAAAAUAAAAUUUCUGUUCAGUUACAA